Molecule: messenger RNA, 2759 nt
Organism: Thalassophryne amazonica
Lineage: Eukaryota; Metazoa; Chordata; Actinopteri; Batrachoidiformes; Batrachoididae
Gene: prlrb
Product: prolactin receptor b
Exons: 9
Coding region: 68-1741 (557 amino acids)
Biological process (GO): cytokine-mediated signaling pathway
Cellular component (GO): signaling receptor complex; external side of plasma membrane
Molecular function (GO): cytokine binding; cytokine receptor activity
Source: RefSeq, a predicted model, not a curated record
CAGUUUUGUGUCUUUGUGUUCUUGAGUUCAGUCACAUGUGAAGCGUCAUGUGGGUCGUUUGUUCUGAAUGAGGGUGCACAGCCGUACAUUUUGUGUCAAUAUGCAGAGAAAUGCAUAUAUGUUCCUGCUCUUUCUAUUCUGUGCACCUACGGAGUUAAAAGGUGCAUCUCCACCAGGGAAACCAAUCUUCCUCAGAUGUCGGUCCCCUGAAAAAGAGACGUUUAGCUGUUGGUGGGAACCAGGCUCUGACGGGGGGCUGCUGACCUCACAUCGCCUCUACUACCAGAGAGAAGAUAUGCAGGGAACAUACGAGUGUCCAGAUUACCAAUCUGCAGGUGAGAACUCCUGCUUCUUCAGCAAGAACCACACGUCUAUCUGGGUCAGCUACAUCCUGACCGUGGUGGCCUCCAACGCCCUCGGAAACACCACUUCAGACCCUCGAGAGGUGGACGUCAUGAAUAUCAUGCAGCCCAGCGCUCCUGAGAAUGUUACGCUUUUUGUGGAAGAGACAAAAAAAAAUCCACAUCUUCAUAUCAGUUGGAAGCACCCUCCCAAUAUAGACAUCCAGUCUGGCUGGGUCACUGUUUUCUACCAGCUAAGAGUCAAACAGGAGAGGAGCAGCAAGUGGGAGGAGUAUGUAUCAGGAAAACAAAGCCAUUUCAUUGUGUAUGGGCUCCACCCUGGGCUGGUUUACACAGUUCAGGUGCGCUGUAAACUUGACCAUGGUGACUGGAGUGAUUGGAGCAACGCAACCUACAGGAAAAUUCCUGACUAUAAUCGGAAGGAUAAACACUUUUGGAUAUUGGUUUCUGCCAUCUCUACAUUGACAGUAGGAGCUGUUUGUAUGUUGAUCAUUAAUAGGAACCGUUUGAAACAACUUCUAUUGCCUCCUGUCCCUGGACCAAAGAUAAGAGGAGUUGAUUCUCAGCUUCUUAAAAAUGGGCGCCCUGAAGAUUUUGUUAGUGGACUGAUCCUCAGUCACAGCUUUCCUCCUGCAAUACCUCAGAAGGACCAAACAGAAGACUACCUUAUCAGGUUUGACAGCAAUGAUGGGUCGCUGAUAGAUCAUCCCAACUCAAAGAGGAGAAGCUUGAAUUUUCCUGCUGGCUUCCAUUUCCAUUCAGAGAUCACACACACAGAGUCACCCCUGAAUCAGAAUGAGACAGCCAGACAGAGAAGAAACGACUUGAACAACUUUGUAGAAAGCACUACGUCUCUCUCAGGAGAGCUUUGGUUUGCCAUGGAGACACUUCAUCUGCAAACCAAGAAAGGACCGUGCCAAAAUAUUAACUUUGGCAGUGAAUGUCACACAGAGGCGUCAUGUCCUGACCACCCUGCCGAGAGUACAAUCAGGACUGCAGGCAAAGGUUACAUAGCUAUUCAAGAGAACACAGACGUGAGACAGAUGGACUACAGCAAGGUAACAGAAAUCAACAGUAACAACAUACUCUUCCUCCAGAAAGAAAGUGGCUCAUUUAACAGUUAUCUUGAAGACAGCGGAUGCACGGACGAUCGGGAUUAUAGCAAGGUGAAAGAGGUGAGUGGUAUCCACACACUUUUCCCGCAGAAAGAAAGUGCUUCAGUGAAUCCAUACUACACUAAAGUGUGUAGACAACACACAGAAUGCACAAAUCAGAGGCAAGAAAAUCCUCAGCCAGCUGGACUCUCCAGAACAGGAGUAUGCACAGAACUCAGUAACAGCGAAUAUGUACAAGGUAACCCUUUACCACCUGUAACGUAAACAUUUUCUGACUGCUGAACCUGUGAAGAUCACUUUUGCUAUGUUUGCAGUUACACUUCCAUAAACUGUUACAAGUGGCUAAACUACACCAUCUUGAGUUUGUACUAUUGUAAUUUUGUAUACUUUUUAAUCACCAGGGUGAUUUUGUUAUACUCAAAAUGUAUCCAAAGUAGUAAAUUCAUUUUUUCCAACAAAAAAAUGGUUGCUUUUAACAAAGGUUAAUUGUGUGUUAUCUGGUGUAUAAAUAAAUGAAAUCCAUGCAACUGUGUUUAUAGCAGGAAAGUUUGAUAACUUUACAGGUUUAAGCUCUGGUGAUUCCGUAAUUCAUGACAGUCUUUGUAUUAAUUGUAUGAUGUAAAAAUGGCCGAGUCCACAAAUUAUUGUAAGUAAGAAGUUUAUCAUUGUUAAUUGAUCAUUUAUUGUGACUUCUCCUGUUGGUGUGCAUGUUCAGAGCUGCCACUGUGUUUAUGUGGCAAGUUUUACACAGAAUGCCCUUCCUGAUGCAACGCCAGAUGGACAAGGAGACCGGGGAUGGCUGUCCUCUUCAUUGGGAAACAAGCAUAGUAUACUAACCUUGUGCCAGUUUGUUAUUGCUAAUAAAUUGUGUUUUUGUUGGAAUACAUGAAAUAUUGGUUUGGGCCUAUAUCAAUGACACCAGUAAAAAAAAAUAAUAAAUUCAGCCACGCGUUACCAGUUGACCUAUGUGUGAAGUAUUUUUUUGUUUGAGAGACAGCCCAACUAGGAGGUCCCAGAGCCUGUUUCUACUCUGUAUCUCCUUCCUGAGUGCCUCAGGGAUAUGUACUUGGGUCCCUGCUGAAUGUGGCAAACUGCCCAAUGUGCACUGAAAUACUCCGCUUUUCUUCGUCACUGAUGAAAUUUUAUUUUAAUGGGUCAUCAUUUGCUACCACAAACUGGUUUUUCCAUUCUCUCUUGUGACUGAGUACCUUUUAAUGAAACCACUAAGGCCCUGAUUUAUUAGAGGUUUGCAUGUAUAAAAAGGUGCAGAAACACCAUAGGU